Molecule: messenger RNA, 681 nt
Organism: Kwoniella mangroviensis CBS 8507
Lineage: Eukaryota; Fungi; Basidiomycota; Tremellomycetes; Tremellales; Cryptococcaceae
Exons: 4
Coding region: 1-681 (226 amino acids)
Source: RefSeq, a predicted model, not a curated record
AUGUUCAUCAACUAUUUCGUUCUCUUGACCGCCGCAACUGCUGGUACAUUUGCGAUUCCUCAGAGAUUCCGUUGGGGCGCUACAACUUCAACUCCUGCUGCUGUUACACCUCAGCCUGCAUCUACAUCUGCUGCUCCUCCUGCCUCGUCCAGUACACCUCCCGCAGAUACACCUCCCGCAAGCUCUGCCAUUGCUGAUGCUGGUGCUGCUUCUGUCCCCUCGACUGAAGGGGGUGCUGCUACUGGUGGAGAAUCACACCAAAUCACCAUCGUCAACAAUUGCGGAGAAGGUCAACCGCUUUUCGCCUACGCUGUUAACAGAGCUGGUCAACCGGUUCAAGGCAGCGUUACGAUCAAUGGUCCCGUCGAUAGUGGUAUAGCAUGGAUGGACGGUACGAAAGAUAAUUGUGGAUUUGAUGGUACAGGUUGCGGUUUUAUGGAAUUCACAAUCGCUAAUUCCAUGAUGAAUUCGGCCGAUUAUUCUUUACUUACUGCAGGUUUAGGUGAACAUCAUUUUAAAUACGCAAUGGAUUUCAAGUUUACAGGCGAAUGUACGGCCGGACCAGGUAAAUGUCAAAGUGGAGAUAAUUGUCCAGGAGCAUAUACUGGUACGGAUACUUUUAGUGGGGAUCCGACUACCUGUGGUGGCCAGAAUGUCGGGAUUCAUAUCACUUUCUGCUAG